AUGGCUUCAUCAAGUUGGCGGCUGCUGAAAGGCAAAACAGCCUGUAUCACGGGAGGCACAACUGGCAUUGGCCGUGCGAUAACACUCGAAUACUUGAGACACGGCGCUAAUGUUGCAGUCAACCACCUCGGCCUCCCUAGCGACGAAAGACACAGACUCAGCCUCAUCGAAGAGGCAGAAAAGAUCAGAAAAGAUGCCCCCAGAGAUUUACCGACGGGCGAGUUGAUUGAGCUUGCAGGCGAUGUGACGGACCCGAAUACCGGAAAGGGUCUCGUUGCCGCAGCAGUCAAGAAAUGGGGUGGACUGGAUGUAUUCAUCGCGAACGCUGGUAUCUUUAAGCCAGCUGAGUUUCUCACACUCGAAAAGGAAGUCUUCGAUAAAACAAUACACGUCAACGUCAACGGCGCAUUCUACUCGUGCCAGGCAGCUGCGAACCAGAUGGUCAAGCAAGGACGUGGAGGAUCAAUCAUCGGCAUCUCCUCAAUCAGCGCUCUGCAAGGUGGAGGUCUGCAGACUCACUAUACUCCGACAAAAGCAGCGGUCCUGUCUAUGAUCCAGUCAAUGGCAGUGGCUCUUGCAAAGCACCGGAUCAGAUGCAACGCUUUGCUCCCUGGCACCAUUCAUACACAAUUGGCAGAGGAAGACAUGCAAAACGAGACGAAGCGCAAGUAUCUUGAGCAACGUAUUCCGAUGGGCGUGGGCAAGCCUCAUGAUCUGGCUGGGCCGGCGGUCUUCUUGGGUUGCGAGGAAUUAAGUGGAUUCAUGACUGGAUCCCAGAUGCUGGUGGAUGGUGGCAUGUACUACGUACAGCCAAUUCUCCAACCAGUCGCGACUCUUCGCAACUCCAAGUGCCAGUGUUCCCUGUCGCUUCCACCUUCCUAUUCCUCAUCGCACCACACGACUCGACGUUUGUGCAUGUCCUUCAAUGGCAUAAAUAUCAUCAAGAUGGGCGCUGAUGAUGAAGAUUCACAACCCUACUUCACCCGUGGUCGCCUCAGUCGUGGCCGCGGCCUCAGAAACAGCACCGGCUGUGCAACAUGUCGCCGCCGCCAUGUCAAGUGCGACGAGAGAAAACCUAUAUGUGGUGGAUGUGAGAGAACCAAACACAAUUGCCUCUACACACCGAGGCGGCCACCAAACAGAAAACGGUCUGGUCCACCUCAAUCGCCUCGGUCUCCCAGUCCAUCGAAUUCUGAGUGUCAGCCCGUCAUCUGUGAUGACGAGCCAGCUCCUCUACCAACAGUGGCGCUCGGAGAACCGCACACAUCAAGCAUAGCGAGCGCUACCACAAUAGCACCGUCCAAUGAUGAAGGCAUAGAUACAUCUCAUCAAGCCAAUGAUGGUGAUAGACCAGCUUUCGAACAAGACUCUCCAGAGCAAGUCGACGCGUUAUGCACGGGCAUCACACCACGAGGCACAGCACGAACGUCCAGCUCAUUUGGGGCAAAUCUAGAGAACGCCACCGCCAUUUGGGUCGACCUGCUUCUCCAAGAUGCGGCCAUGCAAGAAAUCGAUUUCACUAAUGUCAACUUUGAAGAAGGCGUCGAUCUCUUUGCAAGCUCGGUCGUGCAAUCACCUGCAGUGGGGCGCGGUUUGCCAAAGACCAGUGGAGAAGGCCUCAGUCCUACGCCAUGCGCCUCACAUCCCUACUUGCAUGAGAGAUCUCCGACACUUGAUGAAUACCAGUGCCUUGAGAAACAGGCUUGGCGAUCGGCAACGCCUCUGCCAAUCCAGGCGCAGGAGCAUGUUGUUUUCCAAAACUUUGUGCAACACAUUAGUAGAUGGAUGGACCUAUUCGAACCUAGACGUCCAUUUGGAACUCUUGUUCCUCAACUUGCAAUGCAUAAUGUAGGGCUGCUCAAUGCCGUCCUCGCCCUAUCUGCACGCCAUCUCUCUUUGAGUACACAUUUAGAUGGCACACAGACUCGAGACCCGAACGACGCACUGAGAUACUAUUACAAGACCCUACACUACAUCCAAGAUGCGAUGCAAUACGAUACAUACAAAACCAGCCUUGAACUCCUCGCGACCAGCGUCACUGUAUCGGCAUACGAGAUGCUCGAUGGCUCGAGGCAAGAUUGGGAGAGACACCUCAAAGGAGUAUUCUGGAUCCAAAGAUCGCAAGUUAUACACGGCGAUUCCAUGGGUUUGAAGCAAGCUGUCUGGUGGGCGUGGCUAUGCCAAGAUGUCUGGGCCGCCUUUCGCGAGAAGCGUCGUCCCUUUACAUUCUGGCGGCCACUGAAAACAUUAGAUGAUCUUGGCCCAUCUGAGUUGGCAGCGCGCUCAGUCUACUUUUUUGCUCACGUGGUCGCAUUCUGCUCGCACGAAGAGACCGAAACGGGGAGGAAUGACCCUCAUGCGAGGAUCGCGGCGGCCGAUACCUUGAGAGAAAUGUUGGAAAGUUGGAGGCGACACCUGACGGCCGAGUUCCAACCACUCCCCUACCUGAGUGCCCCUGAUGACAUCUUCGAGCCAAUCUGGAUCAAUCCUCCGGCGUUUGCGGUAGCUUUCCAGAUCUACUACUGCUCCCACAUCCUGCUCCUUAUGAAUGUACCUGUUCUAGGCGGGCUUGAACAGUACACGCAGCAGCGGAAGCGUCUGAUGGAAUGCGUUAAGAAAGUCUGCGGUAUCGGCAUGACAUUGUCAGACUAUCCAUCAAGUGUCUUGUGCUCUCAGUGUCUAUUUAUCGCCGGCAUACCCCUUGAGAAUAGCAGAGAGCGGAAUUGCGUUCUCAAUCUACUAGAAGCCUGCCACGCCCGAUCAGGCUGGCCUGUGAAGCCGCUCGGCGAGGAAUUGAAGCUCCGAUGGGAAGCUUCCGACGCCUAA
Molecule: messenger RNA, 2826 nt
Organism: Colletotrichum acutatum
Lineage: Eukaryota; Fungi; Ascomycota; Sordariomycetes; Glomerellales; Glomerellaceae
Exons: 10
Coding region: 1-2826 (941 amino acids)
Biological process (GO): regulation of DNA-templated transcription
Molecular function (GO): zinc ion binding; oxidoreductase activity, acting on the CH-OH group of donors, NAD or NADP as acceptor; DNA-binding transcription factor activity, RNA polymerase II-specific
Source: RefSeq, a predicted model, not a curated record